Penicillium longicatenatum is the source of this 879-nucleotide messenger RNA. RefSeq lists its product as uncharacterized. The transcript has a single exon. The record is from RefSeq and is a predicted model, not a curated record. NCBI's taxonomy places the organism in Eukaryota, Fungi, Ascomycota, Eurotiomycetes, Eurotiales, Aspergillaceae. Bases 1 to 879 code for a protein of 292 amino acids.
AUGUCCGACCUUCUCAGCUCGCGCUGGGCUCCCAGCGCGAGCGAGUCCUCAAGGUACAGCUCACCGCAGCUACGACGCCCGCAUUCCGAAAAUCGGAUACGAUCUACCAAUCCCGCGCUCUCGGGCCCUGGGGUCACACAUGGUCACGGAUACGGAUCGGGAUCAGAGACAGCUAUAGCUACAGGGACAAGGACUGGGACAGGCAUCCUAUCACCGACUGAAGAACUCGCGCGCUUCAUGAAAAUCGUCUCCCGGUUGCGAUGGAAACUUCCCUUCCUAGCCGAGGGCUACCGCCUUGCGACGCUGGCCGUCGACGAACUAAACGGAAUCUCGGCUGCGGACGUGACGCAAGCAGAGAUUAUGUUCAAGAUUGAUUUCCAUGAAUACUACGCGCUACUUGAGCGAGCCAUUGUGCAUCUUCUGGCCGUGUUUAACAUCGCCAUCUCUUCCGUUGGGGGGCGGGGUGGUCUAGGUGGGGUCCAAGUGAACGGACAUGCGGGGAUACACCGGUACCAUGCGAACGUGUUACAGGCGUUAGAGGAGGAGAGCACCCCUCUUACGCCUGUACUAGGCAGUGGAUACGUCUAUGAAUUACUGCGAAAAGCGAAGGAGCUCCGAAACCGGUGGAAGGGGGCCGAUAUGACCCAAGAAGAACGGGACCGCGAUCCCUUUGAGGUUGGGAAGAAGAUCUUACCGCUAUCGAAUUUUGAUUUUGAUGAGAUAUUAACGGGAAUAUUUGGUGGGCUGGAGGAGGCUUAUGUGCGUGCCCGAGCUCACGUUGAGCUGUGCAGGCGCCCGGAAGAUGUGGAUAGUGACACGGUAGGCCCGGAGUCGGAUUGGGGGUUUAUCGUGGACGCUAUGGAUUGGGAGGCAGUAUAA